This is a messenger RNA of Chelonoidis abingdonii (Abingdon island giant tortoise), 3659 nucleotides long. It is a transcript of the gene CDC45, whose product is annotated as cell division cycle 45. Gene Ontology annotation, biological process: DNA replication initiation; mitotic DNA replication preinitiation complex assembly; double-strand break repair via break-induced replication. The record is from RefSeq and is a predicted model, not a curated record. Lineage: Eukaryota; Metazoa; Chordata; Testudines; Testudinidae. Gene Ontology annotation, cellular component: DNA replication preinitiation complex. Gene Ontology annotation, molecular function: chromatin binding; single-stranded DNA binding; DNA replication origin binding.
GGGGGGCUGGUGUAGCUGAUUUGCCCAUAUCAAAAAUGGCGCUGUACACGGCCGAACAAAAUGGCGGUCCCAGGAGGACUUCGUAUGGAUUGGCCCAUCGCCCAGCUCAGUGAUCGCUCUAAUCGCUAUAUGGUUGGUGGAGGGCUGAGAUGAUCGCAAAGCUAGUCCAAUCAGCACUGUAGAGAUACAAUGUAGCGGGAUUCUAUUGGAUGGAGGCCUGGAAGCUGAGACCAAUGGCAAAGGACGCGAUUUGGCGCCUGCUUUGACUGUGGCGGAGAACGGACCAGUCGCCGCUGCUGCAGCCAUCCCGCCACUGUUCUCGGCUUCUCGUAGCGCGGCGGUAGCGGCCCGGCUUCGGCUAUGUUCCUCUCCGACUUCCGCAAGGAGUUCUACGAGGUGAUUGUGGCGCAGCGUGUUCUUCUUCUUGUUGCUUCAGAUGUAGAUGCAUUAUGUGCUUGUAAAAUACUCCAAGCUUUGUUUCAAUGUGAUCACGUACAAUAUACACUUGUCCCAGUAUCUGGGUGGCAAGAACUUGAAACUGCAUUUCUUGAACAUAAAGAUCAGUUCCAAUAUUUUGUUCUUAUAAACUGUGGUGCCAAUGUUGACCUCCUGGAGAUCCUGCAGCCUGAGGAAGAUACAUUUUUCUUUAUCUGUGACACCCACAGGCCUAUCAAUGUAGUGAAUGUUUACAAUGAGACACAGAUUAAGCUGUUGGUUAAGCAGGAUGAUGACCUUGAAAUUCCUGCCUAUGAUGAUAUCUUCAGAGAUGAAGAGGAGGAUGAAGAUGACUCUGGGAAUGAAAGUGAUGGAUCAGAGCCUUCAGGGAAGCGCAAACGAUUUGAAGAGGAUAUUAUGGAGAGAACAAUGAGAAGAAGACAGAGGAGAGAGUGGGAGGCACGUAGACGAGAAAUUCUCUUUGAUUAUGAGCAAUAUGAAUACCAUGGGACCUCGUCUGCCAUGGUGAUGUUUGACUUGGCAUGGAUAAUGUCUAAAGACUUGAAUGACAUGUUGUGGUGGGCUAUUGUUGGGCUUACGGACCAGUGGGUUCAAGAUAAAAUCACACAAAUGAAGUAUGUGACUGAUAUUGGAACUUUACAACGUCAUGUGUCCCGGCAUAACCACCGCAAUGAAGAUGAAGAGAACUCCCUUUCUAUUGAUUGCAUGAGAAUAGCAUUUGAGUAUGAUUUGCGCCUGGCUCUUUAUCAACAUUGGUCCCUAUUUGAAAGCCUCUGUAAUACUUGUUAUACUUCUGCCAGUCUCAAACUUUGGUCUGUACAAGGGCAGAAGAGGCUUCAGGAGUUUUUUGCUGACAUGGGUUUGCCUUUGAAGCAGGUGAAACAAAAGUUUAAUUCCAUGGACAUUUCCUUAAAGGAUAACCUACAGGAAAUGAUUGAAGAAUCUGCUAGCAAAUUUGGAAUGAAAAACUUAAGAGUACAGACCUUCAGCAUUCACUUUGGUUUUAAGAACAAGUUCUUAGCAAGUGACAUUGUCUAUGCAACAGCUUCUCUAAUGGAGAAUAUAGAGAAAGAUGACCCUGGAACUGAUAAUUUUAUCAAGGCUUUGGAUAGUCUUUCCAGGAGUAACCUGGACAAACUGCAUCAAGGGCUGGAACUAGCCAAAAAACAACUUCGUGCCACUCAGCAGACUGUAGCCAGCUGUAUUUGCACCAAUCUUGUAAUCUCUCAGGGGCCUUUUCUUUAUUGCUAUCUAAUGGAGGGCACUCCAGAUGUGAAACUGUUCUCCAAACCAGUGUCUCUGUGCCUACUCAGUAAAUAUUUACUCAAGUCUUUUGUUUGCUCUACAAAAAACAAGCGCUGUAAGCUGCUGCCACUAAUAGUAGCAGCGCCGAUGGAUGUUGAACAGGGUACAGUGAUCAUGGUGGGAAUUCCUCCAGAGACAGAAAGCUCCGACAAAAAGAACUUUUUUGGGAGAGCAUUUGAAAAAGCUGCAGAAAGCACAAAUUCUAGGACUUUACAUAACCACUUCGACAUGUCUAUAAUUGAACUGAAAAUGGAAGAUCGGAGCAAAUUUCUGGAUGCACUUAUUUCUCUCUUGUCCUAAUGGUUACCAGCUGCUGUUGGGAUCUGUAAGGCAGAGUGACCAAUUGCUGGCCUCCCAGACUUCUUUCCCUGCCCUGCUGCACUUUGCAGACAAGCAAAAAAUAUCACUGAAGUCUCAAAUGUUGUCUUCAUUCAUGGUGUUGCAAUUGUGAUGCUCCAUCUUGCUGUCCUUCUUGACAUACUGCAACAGGCUUCAACUUAAAUCUUCUUUCUCUCAUAGCAGACAGAAGGACGUCGCCUGUGGCACGUGGGUGCUGAGCACUCUCUUUGUAAAGACCCUAGCCUCCUGAUUUAGGAACUAGUUGGACCCCACUGGUCCAGAUUGUCAUAUGAGUAGGAGCAGAAAGACUACCUGUAAACUGCAUUUCUAUGACCAAGCAUUUGACAAUCUGGAACUCUCCUAUGCCUUUCUGUGUUGAUACAGAUAAUAAGUUUAGGAUUUUCUAAAAAUUCACACUCUACUGAACUGUUGUUGUUUGUUGUUCAAUUGACCUUUUUUCCUAAGUGCCUUUUUAAAAGCUAAGGAAGAAUUCAUCUGAAUAAAAUGUAUAUAGAGGAAGUUCAGUUUUGUGGGGAGAAAAAAAUCUUGCAUCCAGGAAUUGGUCUCUGCCUAGCAUGUUUGAGAAGCAAAGGAAAACCUAUUGGUCCAGGCUAUUAAAUGCUUUGUUGCAGAAACCUGAUUUGCAGGUAUCGGAAAAACACUUCUUGAGUUUCUAGUAUAAACCUCUCCAAAAUCAGCUCUUAAUACAUGUCACCAGGAGUAGCUCUGUGUAGUUUUAAUUUCUAAAAAUCUCUGUUCUGUGAGGCAUGGAUUUAAUAUUGUAGGUCUCUUAAAAUCCAAAUACCGAUCAACCACAAGUACUGAAAGAGAACCUGUACUAGCCGUAUAGAAUAAUUGUUCUUUGACAGCACUCCUGUUAAUAGCAUCUCCUGAAGAGGUGAUUCCUGUAUCAACACCAUGUCCUUAGCCAGUCACUUUGAUACUGCAGUGUCACUUUUAAAAUGGCUUUUGGAGUGGCACUUUCAGUGAGUGUGCUAUUAUGCAUGGACUACAGUAUUUUAAAUAUAGACAAGUUAGAUCAAACCCAUCCUGCUGUCAGGGGAGGAUAUGGUUUCUCAAAUAGGGAAGGUUUCAGUUCUCAUAUAGAACUGAUGUUGCACUUGAUCUUAGUCACACAAAAUGGUUGUCAAACCAACUGAACUUCCCCUUUUCAGCCCUCAACAAUGUAUUGUUACUUUAAUUUCUAAGCAGCGAAUGAAUUGUGAAGAUAUGAUCAGUGUCUCAUGAUGUCCCAUAUAUUCAGAUCAUCUGAUACAGUUCUGAAUAAAACUCCAAACUCUUGUAUUACACAACGUACCACUUUAUUAGAUGUAUUCUGUGUGUUUCUGUGUUGUGUUUAGAUUAUUGUACAUUUUAAGAAAGGGUGAGGUUUUUUCCACCUUUUUCAGUGUCUGCCUGGAUUCCUUACACAUGUGAUUUUUAUUUCUUUGAGUAUUAUAUUGACUGUGUAAAUGUUUUGUUACCUGGAUUUUAUCUUAUGUUGUGUAGAUUUUGUGUAGAUUAAUUUUUAACUAAUGGGAUUUUAAAUGUAGCCAAUG